Messenger RNA from Mycosarcoma maydis (corn smut), 2178 nucleotides. RefSeq lists its product as uncharacterized. Gene Ontology annotation, biological process: protein phosphorylation; intracellular signal transduction. Bases 1 to 2178 code for a protein of 725 amino acids. Gene Ontology annotation, molecular function: ATP binding; protein serine/threonine kinase activity. The transcript has a single exon. The record is from RefSeq and is a predicted model, not a curated record. Lineage: Eukaryota; Fungi; Basidiomycota; Ustilaginomycetes; Ustilaginales.
AUGUCUUCGGCGAGCGCCAACCAACAACACAAGAACCUUCUCGGUCAUCGUAUUGCCGAUGGCCGCUUGGAGCUCGUUCAGGUGCUCGGUCUAGGUGCCUACGGCGUUGUCUAUCUCGCACGCGACCUCCAUCACCACCACGGCGCCUACGCCUCGACCUCUUCCCACCAAGCUUUCGCCGCGCUAGCUGCCGCCAAACAAGGUCACACCUCCGGCUAUUAUGCAGUCAAGUGCCUCAACAAGGUAGGCCUCGAUGCCCGCCAGCGUGCCUUUCAGCGUCGUGAGAUCAUGCUUCAUACCAUGGCAUCCAAUCACCCCAACGUCGUCACCCUUCACCGUGUCAUCGACGAUCCACAAGACCCUUGCGUCUACGUUGUGCUCGACUACUGUCCCGACGGCGACCUCUUCAGCAUGAUCACCGAAACCCAGCGCUAUAUGUUGCCAACCUCUGCUUCGCGUACCGCCGACGAACACGGCAUCGAUGUUGCCUUCACCACUGACCGUCUCAAGAUGGAUACCCUUAUCCGCGACGUCUUUGGCCAGAUCCUCGACGCCGUCGAGUUUUGCCAUCAGAUGGGCAUCUACCACCGCGAUCUCAAGCCUGAGAACAUCCUCUGCCUUCGUGGAGGCGCCAAAGUGGUGCUCGCCGACUUUGGUUUGGCCACUGGUGACAAGUCGAGCUCCGACUUUGGAUGCGGCAGCACUUUCUACAUGGGGCCCGAGUGCCAAGGCGGCAUCACCCGUCGUCUCACCAGCUACAACACAGCCGCCAACGACGUCUGGUCUCUCGGCGUCAUCCUCGUUAACCUCAUCUGCGGCCGGAACCCGUGGAAGCAGGCUUGCCCCGCUGAUGAUACCUUCCGCGAAUACCUACGUAACCCUGACUUCCUCAAAGAGAUCCUUCCCAUCUCGGACGGCGUCAACUCGAUCCUCAAACGGGUCUUUACUUUCCGCGCCGAGGCUCGCUGCUCCAUUGCCGAUCUCCGAACGAUGAUUUGCGGCGUCGAUCGACUCACCGCCACCACCGCUGAGAUCAAGGCCCGUCAAGAAGCCGCUCGCCACGCCGCCGCUCAGGCGCAAGCCGCUCGUCAGGCCGAGAACAUCGCUGCCGCUGCCGCCUACCGCGAGCAGCAGCGCAAGCAGCAGGCUGCUCUCGAAUCGGCGCGCGCUGCUCAUACCCAAGCCUAUCAUCCCGCUGCUGCGGUCGUUCGACAUGUCGACGCCGUGCGCAAGCCCAAUUGCGGCCGCGCUCGCUGUUUGCCGCAGGUUGCGACGCUCGACCAGAUCACUCGGCCUGUCGCCUACGCCAGCCACCGCUAUGCAUCACAUGCCGACGACGAUGCCGACGCCAUCGCCAAUGCAGCUUUGUACGACGCCUAUUCGGAUCCAGAGCUGGACAGCAGCAGUUGCGAGGGCGAUGGCUCCUUUUCGCCUUCCGACGCGCCUGACGACUGCACUGAGGGUCACUUGUCGGGUGAACAGGCCAACGUCGACUGGUCACGUCAUCCCAUAGCGGCUCCUGCCAGCGGUCAUCUUGAACACCGUGGAGUUUCCAACCUCACCAGCAUGAGCGAUGUGCAUGCCACCCAGAAGCCAUGCCUGGGCGUCAGCAUUUCCACCAACGCAAUGGCCAUGGAUGAUCGCGAAGGAUGCUCGGACGAUUGCUCGAGCCGUAGCGCCAGCGGUGAGUCGCGCCGCAGCUCAGCGUCCUACACAGGCUUGCCACCCACGCCUCAAUUCGUUGCUCACAGCGUGGAGGAGGCUUCGAUCGCAAAGGCGGGAGCCGACUUUUCGCCUACACCGGCGAGCAAGCGUGUUCACGUCAACGGCACAUUCAGUGGCAUCGUCGAGGGCGGUCUUGUCGCGACCGAAGGCAAGACAUCGACGCGUGGCCUUGCCGCGCGAUGGCUACAAAGCCGCUGGGAGCAGGAUGAGGAAGCGUGCGCGCUUGCUGGCUUUGCACAACCCGCUGUCAAACAUCAAGCCGCGCGAGCCGUCGUAGCUGGCUGGGCUGCUCCGGAAGGCGAGCGACACUUUGCCAGUGUCCCCAGCAGACGCUUGGUGCACGCCCAUCAGAUUAGCACUCGCGGUGCCAUUCCUUCGUACCGCAGCAACGCCUCGCUUGACGCUACUCAGCAGUAUGUGGCGGAGGCGGCAAGGUAUACCGAACACAACUAG